Messenger RNA from Ctenopharyngodon idella (grass carp), 4947 nucleotides. RefSeq names its product myotubularin related protein 10 (gene mtmr10). The record is from RefSeq and is a predicted model, not a curated record. The transcript has 16 exons. Bases 481 to 2781 code for a protein of 766 amino acids. Lineage: Eukaryota; Metazoa; Chordata; Actinopteri; Cypriniformes; Xenocyprididae.
AGCUCACUCCUGUUUUUUUGUGGUCCAGAGCUGAAGCACGCUGCACCUCCCCAUUUCGCCUUUAAUAAACAUGGCUGAACUGAAGACAAACGUUGAAUUAGAGGACUGAGCCCGUCUGCAGCAGCACCACAGGACUCACACACACUCAAACUGUUGAAUCAAGCAAGAAGACUGAACAUGACGUGAAUGUUUAGAGUGGGGAAACUAGCAGCAAAAGUUUGAGUUUGACAGCCGCUAACGAAGAGACUUAAGCGGGACAGACCAGAUCCAGCUGAGAUACUACUGCAUGCAUACAUACCAGAGACUAAAAACUACUUUUGAAUUUAUGGAAAUUAUGCAUUUAAAUGCAUCGUCUACUGAAGAAACCCUGGCUUUGAAGGUCUGAAGUAACCAAAAACAAUUUGGCUUACAUUUUUAACAGUUUUAAGACGCUUUUAUAUGGAUUUACAGUUCGCAUUUUUGUCAAAUCGUCCCGUUUAAAUGAUGUUCUCCGGUAAACAAACGAAGCCUACUUUUAAGUCUUAUCUUCCUCCACUUCAGACGGAUUCAAAUAAAAGUCCUCAACUGCCCAUCAAGAAACUAGAAGCAAAACUUCUACCAGGUGAAAUAGUUGUGAAUGAGGCAAACUUUGUAAAGAAAUGCAUCAGCACAGAAAGUUGUCAGGAUGACCUCUGGGGGAAACUUGUCUGUACCAACUUCAAGGUUUCCUUCAUUACCCACAAUUCCUUGCCACGACAGAAAUUCCAGUGCACCCACCGCCUCUUGGGCGAGCAUGAUAUCCCGCUGGCUUGCGUGGAGCAGGUAGUAACAGUGAAUGAAGUUAAGGGGAAGCAGAAGAUUUUAGGAUCCAAUCAGAAGCUGAAAUUUAACCCUACUGAGCUUAUCCUCUACUGCAAAGACUUCCGCAUCAUCCGAUUCCGCUUUGAUGAAGCUGGACCCGAGAGUGUUAAAAAGGUUUGUCUGGCCAUUGCUCAUUACUCCCAUCCUGCUGACCCUCAGCUACUCUUUGGCUUUGAAUACGUCGGAAAGCGAUACCAUGGAUCAACGGGUGAGACGGUGAAUGGUGUUGACCCUGGCGGUGGGUUGCAGACGCCCCUGUUCGACUGCUCCUCAGACUGGGACAGAGAAAUCAAGCGUACCGGCGCCUCUGAAUGGAGGGUGUGUACCAUAAAUCAAGGCUAUUUCAUCUCGCCCAGUCUCCCAGAGUUCUUUGUGGUUCCAGUAUCUCUAGCAGAUCAGGAUCUGAAGCAGUAUGCCUGCUGCUUUUACUCCCAGCGCAUCCCGUUAUGGUGCUGGAAUCACUCCAGUGGGAGCGCUCUGGUCCGCAUGUCUAACAUCAGUGACCCACUGCAGCAAAGGAAGGUGGAGCAGCGGAUUUCCAGUGCCAUCAUUAAGAGUCACCCCCUGCGCAGUGAUGUCUUCAAGUCGGAUUUGGACAAAAACCUCCCAAACAUCCAGGAUAUUCAGGCUGCUCUUCUGAAACUGAGGCAGAUCUGUGUUAUAGAGCCCUUUGAGGAAUCUGAAGAAAAGUGGCUGUCAUCUUUAGAGAGCUCAAGAUGGAUGGAGUAUGUCAGGACAUUUCUGCGGCAUGCAGUAGACGUAGUCUAUAUGCUGGAAAGCAGACACGUGUCUGUCAUACUCCUUGAGAAGGAGGAUCGGGACCUGAGUUGUGUGAUUUCCUGUCUGGUGCAGCUGAUGUGUGAUCCUCACUGCAGGAGUCUGCAUGGCUUCCAGGGUCUGAUUCAGAAAGAAUGGGUGAUGGCUGGGCAUCGGUUCCUGGACCGCUGCAACCAUCUGAAGAAGAGUGAUAAAGAGGAGUCUCCUCUGUUCCUGCUGUUUCUGGACUGUGUGUGGCAGCUGUGGAAUCAGUACCCAGCAGCCUUUGAGUUCACUGAGGUGUACCUGACAGUGCUGGGGGACAGCAUGUGGGUCCCUGUCUUCAGCACCUUCCUCUUCAACUGCCCCCGACAAAGAGCAGAGCACAGCAGGGAUUUUGCGAGCAGUAAGAGUAUUCACCUGGGGCAGGACCAGGCUCUGCGCUUUCCUCCGGUGUGGGACUGGUCCCAGCAAUUUAGUCUUAAAGACCAGACUCUCUUUAAUAAUCCCCUGUACGUGGGCAAGAUUGCUACCUGUGUGCAAAACGGCACAGUGAAGACAUUCACACACAGGCGCAGCAAGAAAAACUACAGUUCCACUUUGCGGGGUGUGCCCUCUGCCCUGCGAAACGGAUCGCUUGGACCGAACGACACCCUGUCACGCCGGAACUCCCUCAUACUGCGUCUCCGUUCUGAUUUGUCUCAGGUGCGGGAGCAGCAGGAAACCCCCUCGGAGCGCUUCAUUCGGGACUGGUUCUCUCGUCCUAUCGACCUGCAAGGCCUGCUGCUGCCCCAGCUCCUUCCAUCUCACCUCUCUGUCUGGAAGCUCUACUUCCUCCGCUGGGUUCCCGAGGCACAGAUCCCGCAGGGUGGCCCCAUCACCGCCUUCCACAAGCUCUCAGUGCUCACAGAUGAGAUUGAAAUGCUCCAGAACCAGUUGAGGCAGUACAAAGGAGCAGGCUGUACUCCCAACAACCAACACAUGGAGCACAGCAAAAUGUACUUUAAAGUGACUUUGACUCCUCACCAGUCCCCUGCUCCUCCAGAGUACCUCAGCUCCUCGUUCCCCUUCUCUCCUGUGGGUAACCUGUGCCGCCCCGGCAUCACGGGGACUCCUCUUAGCAAGUUCCUCAGUGGAGCCAAGAUCUGGCUCUCUACGGAGACACUGGCUAAUGAGACAAUUUGAGGGCAGACUGCUGGGAUAGGACCUGUGAGGUCAGAUGAACAUGAAGAUCUAAGGCUUGAAGAUCUGCUCUCUUGCGUUUAGUUCUCAUUUUGAAUGUGCAGGCUUGUGGUCCCGACCGUUACCUGGACAUUUUUAUUCUGUCUGUUGAGAGUUGUCAGUCAGUGAGGGUUUUUUUGCACAUGAUUAAAUAUAAAGCUCCAAUCGCACAUCUUUCUGACGUAGGAUUGUUUGGAUCUGUUCUACACUGCCUGUAUGGACUUUUCUCCUUGUGUUAAACUUAAAAUACUUGGUGGAUUUUUGUGUGGAGCUUGUGGCAUUAGUAGAAAGGAAGUAGAACUUGUAACACUUUAUAUUAAGGUUAAAUUUGUUAAUGUUAGUUAAUGCAGUAGGCGUCAUGAACUAACAAUAAACAAUUUUAUAGCAUACAUUAAAGGUUCAUAUGAACAUAUAUACUACAAAAGUUUGGGGUUGAGUGUUUGAUCGAAAAUACUAUGAAAUAUUAUAACAAUUUGAAAUAACUGUUUUAAUGUAUUUUAAAAUAUUAUUUAUUCCUGUGAUGGCAAAACUCCAUUUUUAGCAGCCAUUACUCCAGUCUUCAGUGUCACAUGAUCCUUCAGAAAUCAUUCUAAUACAUGAUUUCUGAAGUAUAAAUUUCCUUUAAAAAAAUCUUACUGACCCCAAACUAUUGUUUGCUAAUUUAUGUAUUCAUAAUACAUUAGUGAAUGUUAAUUUAUACUUCAAAAAUGUGUUAGUACAGUAUGGGCUGGUUUCACAGACAGGGCUUAGAUUAAGCCAGGAUUAGGCCUUUUCAAUUAGGACAUUUAAGUAGUUUUUAUAAACUUUCCUUAGACAAAAAGAAAAAAAACAAACAAGCAAAAAAAACGUUACUGGUGUGCAUCUUGAGACACAACAACAAUGGCUCAGUGCCAUUGUUUUGUCUCAAGUUGCUUGCAGUUAAAACAGCUCAAACAUGUAUUUUAGUCUGGGGCUAAGGGUAAGGCUCAUCUAUGAAACCAGGCGUACAAGUAAAAUUAACCAAUAUUAAUAAAUGCUGGGUCUCAAUACCUAUUACAUUUAACAAUGUUAACGAAUUGAACCUUAUUAUAGUGUUAUCGUAGAAUUAUAACUUAAAUUUAUGGUAUAAAAUGUACAUAUAUUUUAUCUUUUAAUCAUAAAAUAGUUUAAGAUUUCUUGAAACCUUCUGGUAAGGUCUAACUUUAGUUAGCUUUAUUAAAAUCAGUAACCAAAAUUGUGAAACUUGAUAUAGGAAUUGACAGGGUUUAUUAGCAUAAACCCUAAUAGCAGGCAAUAACUGUGCACAUAUUGGUGUUUGUCAGGCUGGCUGGAUCCCGGUCUGUCAGACCCUGCGCUUUCUGAAGCCCAGCGUGGCUGUUUAAAAGUGACUGACAGCUGCUCGAGCCAAUCAGCUGGUUGAUUUGACACGCAGUCAAGCAGUCAGUGUCUUAAACAGCAUGUGAGUGUCAGAUAAGACAUUAUAAUUUGAGAAAGUUGUGCUAUUGCACCUGUGAACUUUUGCUUAACGUUGGUCUUUGUUUGAUAUGUAGCCUCUUUAAUUUUAGAUUUUUCUUUUAAUUAUGGUUGGGGACUUUUUUUUUGUAAAAGGUUUUCAACUUAUAUUCUUUUUUUUGCUAGAACUGGUACUUACCCUUUUCCCCCUGAUACCCUUUAACUAAUCUGAAGUAAUGCACAGUAUGUGUGUAGUUUACCACUAAUGCUGUCAAGAGUAUGAAAACUGUUUGCUUUAAUGUUACUGUUUGAUUUGUCAAACAGCACUGAUAUUUAUUCAGUAAUGCAAAGAAACUGAAACAGGGAUAUUGUACAAAUCCUCUGUGCCUUGUUGUGGGCCCUGAAUUGCAGUGUACCUGCUCAUUUUUCUUUUUCUCUGGAUAUUAAAAAAUGCUUCAAAAUACAUCACAUUCAGGAGUUUCCUCUGGCGUGUAAGUGGAACAACACUGACUAAUUCCAAAGCUUUGUGUGGAAGUUGUUCAAAUAUUAGUGGUUGGUCAGUUUUGUCUGUGUGGGGGCUAAAUAAAGGUUUGUAAUUUUAGUUUUUGUUUGUGAGCUCAGGGGAGCCUUGUUUUGAGGCAAUAUGCAAAAUUUGGCUCUUCAGAUUUUCAUGCAAAUAAAAAGAGUUGCCACAUUUGA